Ostrea edulis (European flat oyster) is the source of this 1548-nucleotide messenger RNA. RefSeq names its product synaptogenesis protein syg-2-like. The annotation marks the transcript as partial. NCBI's taxonomy places the organism in Eukaryota, Metazoa, Mollusca, Bivalvia, Ostreida, Ostreidae. Gene Ontology annotation, biological process: cell-cell adhesion. The transcript is spliced from 4 exons. Gene Ontology annotation, cellular component: cell-cell junction. Gene Ontology annotation, molecular function: cell adhesion molecule binding. The record is from RefSeq and is a predicted model, not a curated record.
UUAAUUGCCUAUUUCUCAAUAUUCAUUUCUUUAGGUAUCAUCUCACUGAGUGUAAUAACCCAGCCGAAAUUAUAUGUGAACGUCGACUCAAAUGCAUCCAUUGUAUUAAACUGUACGUAUGUCACACAAAAAGGUGAGGACAUCUCUUAUAUACAAUGGAAGAAAAGAAAUGGAAGCAAGUACAAUGUAUUAGUAGAAUUCUACCCUGAUAAUAUAGCAGUUUUAUCCACAAAUGGAGAUUACUUGAAGAAUAGAUCUCAUUUUGUCUACCCCGAAAAUGAAUCUACUAGUGCUAUUCUAAACAUCAAUGACGUCAGAUGCGAGGAUGACGGACUUUACCAAUGUUACAUGAGGUACAUACCUCAGAAUACUGGUUCAACUGCCGAUACACAGGACACAGAUGUGAUUUUAGAAGUGGAAGCAGAACUUCCAACCAAAUUCACAUUGCGCCCAAACAACAGCCUGGAAGAAAAUGACAUGCUGAACUUGUUUUGUAAUGCAAAUGUUGGAAACCCAAAUGGCUACAUUGCAAUAUGGAGAGUGGAUAAGGUAUCAAAUAUACCAAUAUUGCUGAAUGAAACAAAUUCAGUAGGUAACAAGAUGGAGAAUUGUACGACUAUCGUCAGCAUCACGCUAACGUAUAUCGUUUCUCGAUAUGACAACGGUGCGUUUUUCAGUUGUUCUUCACAAAACAGACAAACACAGAGACCGGCACCAAGCAGAAACACAAGUGCAAUAGAAGUCUUUUAUGUUCCAAGUAAACCAAGGAUUUUGUUGAUACCAAAUACGACACUGUAUGUUGGGGACGGACUACAGUUAAUCUGUGUAUCUGAUGGUAAUCCACCCCCGACGAUCAAAUGGAGAUUUCAUCCUGAUAACGGUGUAAAUAGUACAGAACCCCUUCAAUCUUCUAAUGGAACUCUGAAAAUAUACCAACUCAAACUUGAAGAUUCCGGCAAUUUUAGUUGUUUAGCAUCAAACGCGUAUUGGGAAAAUUACCAAUCUAUUUCCCAGAUAAAUAUAAAAGUAUUAGAUACAUUUAUCAACAAAUUUAAACCCACAUGUGCUGCUAGUCCUUGUGGUAUAACUGAAACCUGCAACGAAACGAAUGGCAAGAUUGUUUGUUCAGCAAACAAGUGGGCCGUAGUUGCUUUCGUUUUCGUUUUUCUUGCUACAGGAUUUUGCCUAACAACCAUACUGCAACUUUUUCGCCGUAGAUCGUCUAAUGAGAAAGUUACCAUCAAUGAGGAAUAUGAAACUGUUAGCAAUCACCAGUCACAGGAGAGGGAUACUGAGAAUACAAGAUACGAAGCAUUGAACAUAGCGGCACAAACGAGUACAUAAUACACCCACCCUACGAAAACUUUUAUAUGCCUUGCUUACUCGAAAUUCAGUGUGUAUUGCAAUGAAAAUUCGCCUUUUGCACUGAACUCGUUGUCAGCCCGGAUAUGAUAAAUGAAUGUUGCAAAUAGAUCUCAAUUGAAUUAAGGCGUCCCAUACAAAACUAAAGUGAAAUAGAUGCAUAAAAUGGUCUUUAGUGUUUUAUAU